AUGAAAGUAAUAUAAGAUGUAAAAAAAUUGCACUUAGAUCUCCAAAAGCCUGAAAAGAGCCAUAAAUAUAAAUAGAUCAUAGAAGAAUUAUCUGAAUACUUUCUUUUUGGAGAUCAUCAAAAAGAAGAAAUAUUUGAUUAUUUGGCUGAACAUAAUAUAUUAAGCCUAUUUUACCAGAAACUCAAAUCUGCUAAUCAUCAGUUAACUAUUUUUAUUAUUGAAAGGACAUCCAUGGUUAUCACUAAUCUUUAAAAUCCACUCAAUAUAAAUUAUGCCUUAAGCAACCCAGCUUUGCAUGAUUUUAUUAACCAUAACUACGACUUUAAUAAUCCAGAAAUAGUAGAUUAUUAUGUGAAUUUCUUAAAGACUAUUGCUAUCAGAAUUAAUAGAGAAAAUUUUUAUCUUUAUUUCAAUUAGCGAUAUUGUACCUUCCCAUUACUAUGGUAGGCUUAGAAGUUUAUUGACUAUCCAGAUGAAUUAGUUAAGAACACCAGCUAAAAUAUAGUUCUCAGUUUAUCAAAAUUGUCAUCUGAGCCAAAAAAAGGGAAGCAAACAGAAUCAGUUAUUGUUAAUUAAACUAAAAUUAUGGUUUAAUUUAAACUUUAUCUAACCUCUUCGCCUUUUAAAUAAGUAUACAAUAAAUACACAUUACAAAUCUAAUAAAUGCUAGGGACUUUCAAAAUAGAUUCACAAGAUCAACUAGAUAAACUUGAAGAUGUUCUUAUGUUUUUUAAUGAUCUCUUAACCGAAUGCCCGUUCCUAUCUACUCUUCUGGAGAAGUUAAUUUUAGAUAAACUAAUUUAGCCAAUCUUAGAUGGCCUUUUACUUGGUAGAAAAACUUCAUUUACACUUGGAUAUGAAGUAGGACUAUUCACAAUUUACCUAUUCCUUACGAAAUUGCCUUUAGUAUAUUCAAUAAUGUCCUUUUUUUGUGAAGAUUAAAUAUUUAUUGAUGAGACCAUUCAGAAUUAAAAAGAAGAGAAAUAAUAGUAAUAAUGGAUAUAUGAUACAAAGAAUGUUGAGUUAGAAUUCUAACAUAUAUUCUAUAAAGAAUUGGAGAAUAAUUCGGAGAUGAAAGAAUUGAAAAAUAAGAAAAUCAAUUUAAUAGUUAAUCCAUAUAGAAAUCAAUUUUUAGAGCUGCUAAGAUCAAAACACAACACAAUAUUGCAUCUCUAUUUAUCCAUCUGGUUUGUUGCCAAAUAAAAUAAUUACUAAAUACCAUCAAUGUAGAUUAUCAAUGUAAAGAUUAUUUCUAAUUAGAUAAUAAAUUUAAAAGAGGAAAUUGUUUACUCAAAAAAGCUUCUUGAGUUAAUAAUUCUAUUAACGAUCAAUGAGGAUUUGAAUGAGUUGAAACAAUUGUAUUAACAAUUAAAAAAUAAGGUCGUAUCUAUAAUUUAAAAUUUAAAAGUUACAAACAAAAAAUAAAGUGAAGGGUUAUUUGUCAAUUGGGAUAUUAUAGAAAAUUUUGAUUGGGAUAACUUUACAAAUUCUCAACCUGUCUUAAAAUUAGAGGAUUUGAAACCAUAUAAUCAUAAUAAUAAACUUUCAGAUUUUAACUAUGUGUAUUUGUGGAUUUUAUUGAAAUGCUCAGUUAAAAAUUAUAAGAAAAAGGGAGUAUAAAACCUAUACAAAAUUAACAAAGAAAUAGAAGUUUAUUAGGCUUGUGAAUUGAUACAAUUAGCAAAUUAAUAAAAUUAUUUAAUUCUUGAUGUAAAUUCAGGUUAUUUGAUUCACACUGUCCUUUAAAAAAACUCUUAAUCAGGAAUUGUGAAAUUUGUACAACCUCUAAAAGCAAUAGAAUGCUCUUUUAUGGAAGACGUUUUGAUUCUAGAAUGCAAUAAUCUAUGCAUCAAUUAAUUUUAACCAUAUCAUGUAAAAAUUCAAUCAGAUGUUCUAACAUCAGUAAUUGACAGAAUUUACUAAGCCUAACAAUCUAUGAGUUAAUUAAUUAUUAAUAAAUUGGAAGCACUUUAUGAUGAAAAAACUGAUUUUUUGUUAAUAAAUUGA
Molecule: messenger RNA, 2007 nt
Organism: Paramecium tetraurelia
Lineage: Eukaryota; Ciliophora; Oligohymenophorea; Peniculida; Parameciidae
Exons: 6
Biological process (GO): endosome to lysosome transport; endosomal transport; regulation of autophagosome maturation
Cellular component (GO): late endosome; endolysosome membrane
Source: RefSeq, a predicted model, not a curated record